Messenger RNA from Rattus norvegicus (Norway rat), 2502 nucleotides. It is a transcript of the gene Smim15, whose product is annotated as small integral membrane protein 15. Lineage: Eukaryota; Metazoa; Chordata; Mammalia; Rodentia; Muridae. Bases 203 to 427 code for a protein of 74 amino acids. Gene Ontology annotation, cellular component: membrane. The record is from RefSeq and is marked validated. The transcript is spliced from 3 exons.
CGGCUUCCGCUUUCCACUUUCCUGCCUUGCGCUCAUCCAUGUAUAUGUAUAUAUAGAAUUUAGCCGUCUCCAAAGCGUAUGGUCAAACUGAAGAAGGCAUAACCAAUAAUCAUCUGAAUUGUGAAUGACUCAUUGAUAAUCCCAGAGGAAAAUUAGAGAUCACUACUCUAACAUAAGCCCCAGUGUCUUGCUUGCUGCAAAGAUGCUUGAUGUGAAGGCUUGGGCUGAGUAUGUUGUGGAGUGGGCCGCAAAGGACCCAUACGGCUUCCUUACCACAGUUAUCUUGGCGCUCACACCACUGUUCCUAGCUAGUGCUGUACUGUCCUGGAAGUUGGCCAAGAUGAUUGAAGCCAGAGAGAAGGAGCAAAAGAAGAAACAAAAACGGCAAGAAAACAUCGCAAAAGCUAAACGACUAAAGAAGGAUUGAAGGGGUGAACAGACUGCAGCUAGAGAAAACAACCCCUCUGGAAAGGGCUGCAGCUUUGGAAGGACUCUCACCAAGCUUCCAGUUGGUUCUUGAUAGUAUUAUUUAGUAAACUGAAUCUGACCGUGUAGAAGAGUCAUGUUCUGACCUCCAUGCUACCAUAACUUUCAGGCUUGGAAAUAAAAGUUUGUUGGUAUGUACUGACAAGCAUUUAAGUUAGCAUUUAUCAUACAGGUGGAGCAUACCUAAUGUGAAAAAUCUGAAGCUCAGAAGCACUGUAAAAUCUAACACCUGUGCUCAGACACGAUGCCAAGAGUGGAAAAGCCCACAGCCCACUUCGUGAUGGGUUGCAGUCAAAAUACAGGUGCGCUAAAAAUACAUAAAGUUAUCUUCCAGCCACGAGAAAUACAAGCGGACCUUGUGUUUAGAUUUGGAUCCCAUCCUCAAGGUAUUAUGGAAUACUUUUAAAGUCUGGGAAAAAAAAAUUAAAACAUUCCAGUUCCAAAGCAUUUUUGUCUGUUCAACCUGUAGUAAAAAUUCUUUAAACUGACAGUCAUUUGCCAUUUUGGAGCUUGAAGUACUCAGUGAAAAAUGAUGAGAAAAUGGUUUAGAUUAUGGAUCCUAUUUAAACAGUAGUUUAAAUGGGGUUCAGUUCUGGACAGAGGAUAUUAGGGAUGUAAAAGAAUUAACCUUCUGAGGUGAAAAGUUUACUUUGGCUUAAAAGAGAUACAGUCUAUUAAUCACUUUUUCAGAAUCAUUAGUGCUUAUUUUUUGGAAUGGAAGCAUUACUUUCUCAAAGGAAAAUUUUAUUAAUGAGUGUGGCUAUUUUCCUUCUUCUGACUUUAGUUUUUAACACAGCUGGUAAUUAUCAAGACACUGCAUUUCAAAACCUAAUUUUAUAUAGGAUUCUUAUUACCUUGACCUUACCAGUAGCAUCUCCUGGAUAGAAUUUUUGUACUUUGAACACUGCCAUUUGCUUAAAUGUGUUGCUAAGAGUAACGUGCUGUAGAGCCAGCAGUGCAAAUGCCUUGUGCUGCUGAUACCUUGGGCUCAGUUUUAAAUGUGAAACUGUUAAAUGUCACCAGAUUAUUACCUGAUCACAACCAGCACAGUAGUGAUGGUCCCAUUACUGUUUACUUACCAUAGGUUCAAAGUGAAAAUCAAAAUUUCAAAUUUAUGAAGUCCUACUUCAUAAUUUAAACCACUAAGAGUUUAAAUUUGGAGCCAUUUCCAUGGGUGUAACUGGUUGCAGGGACUGCAGUCAAGAAGGACAAAGCUGGGGACCUUCCAGGUAUAAUACAGACACGAGACUGAGACAUAGCUUUUCUAAAUGCGUGGUCGAGCAACACUCGUUGCAGGAUUUAAUUGCUUGUUACUGUUUUCUGCACCUCUGGUAAUUUUAAGUUUCAAUAAUUGUCAGUCUUAAUAAAAAUGAGACUAAAUAUUGAAAUAAAUUUGAUACAUUUUUAUAAAGAGGUCCUGAGUUUUUGUCUGUUGGAGGGAGGAGUAUUUAUUUUAAAUUACAGAUGUCCUGCAAGUUAAUGGUUCAAAAAGACAAUGAAUUUCAGGCAUAGCUAAAUGUGCUAGAAAUAGGAUAGUUUCUCAGAAAUCAAGGACUCCUGAGAAUGCUGAUGGACCAGCUGUUUUCUUUAGGUUAUUAGCUCCUGGUUGGUCCCACCUUCAGCUUCAGGCACUAAAAUCACCAGGUGAUCCUGAUUGUAUUACAUUUAUGUAAUAGGUAUUAUAUGAUCGAAAUUAUAAAACUUGCUUAUAAAGAAUCAUGGGCCUCCAUAGAUCUUCAGAUCUUCCACAGUUUGCAUGUCACUAAGUUCACAGAAACUUUCAGUAUAUUUUAUUGCCACGUUUUACUGUGGAGUUCAAAUACUGAAGCAAAAACAAUAACAAUAACUUAGCCACUAAAGAGGAGGUAAUUUAAAGGUAUGUAUUUAACUAAAAGUCUGGUUUCUUAAUAUACCUUAAUGCCUUAAUGUGGCAAUUUUGUAUUUGAUGUAAACUAUUAUUUCUUCAACAUUGGAGACGUUUUGUAUGUAUGAGAUCAACAAAUAUUUAAACUAUUG